Python bivittatus (Burmese python) is the source of this 4433-nucleotide messenger RNA. Lineage: Eukaryota; Metazoa; Chordata; Lepidosauria; Squamata; Pythonidae. The record is from RefSeq and is a predicted model, not a curated record.
AAUGGUGGACUGAGCCAGCCUCGAAAAAGAAGCCUAUUCUUUGUCCCAGCUCUUUCUCCGCUCCUGGUCCAAAAUGGGUGACCUAAGAGACAUGUGUCCUCACCUGGAUUCCAUAGGUGAGGUCACCAAGGACGACAUGCUUUUCAAGUCCAAAGGAACGUGCCAGUCUUGCGGUGCGGGAGGACCAAAUCUAUGGGCCUGCCUUCAGGUCGGUUGCCACUAUGUCGGUUGCGGGGAGUCCUUUGCCGAUCACAGCACUUUGCAUGCCCAGGCCAAAAAGCACAACUUGACGGUGAACCUGACCACGUUUCGGGUGUGGUGCUACGCCUGCGAGAAAGAGGUGUUCUUGGACCAAAACCCGGCGUCCCAUCCUGCUGCUCUGCCCUCCAAAUUUAUGGAACAGGAUUCUCCCCCGCCCGUCCGUCCGCUGAAAGCUGUCCCAAUUGCCGUCGCCGACGAAGGGGAAUCUGAAUCAGAAGAUGAUGACCUAAAACCAAGAGGCCUUACAGGAAUGAAAAAUCUUGGGAAUUCAUGUUACAUGAAUGCCGCGCUUCAGGCCCUCUCAAACUGCCCCCCGCUCACCCAGUUCUUCCUGGAAUGUGGGGGACUCGUGCGAACGGAUAAGAAGCCGGCGCUCUGCAAGAGUUACCAGAAGCUGAUCUCAGAAGUCUGGCAUAAAAAACGCCCGAGCUACGUUGUCCCGAGCAGCCUGUCUCACAGCAUCAAACUGAUCAACCCCAUGUUUCGGGGCUACGCACAACAGGACACGCAAGAAUUUCUGCGGUGCCUGAUGGACCAGCUUCACGAAGAGCUGAAGGAACCGGUGACGGCCGAACUGCGAGACUCCGACGCGAGCGACACGGACGACAAGAGGGAAGGGGACCGCAGCCCGUCGGAGGACGAGUUCCUCUCCUGCGACUCGAGCAGCGACCGCGGAGAAGGGGACGGGCAGAGCAAGGCCGGAGCCGUUUUGGCCGAAGCGGAGCUGCUGAUCCAGGAGGAGGCGGGCCGGAGCAUCUCCGAGAAGGAGCGGAUGAAGGACCGGAAGUUCUCCUGCCACCGAAGGCGGAGCAACUCCGAACAAGUCGACGAAGAUGCCGACAUUGACACCUCGGUGAUGGCGGUGGAGGGCGGGGCUUCUCCAGAAGGGCUCCUGCCCCCCCCUCCUCGUCCAGUCAGCCCCACGAGGACCCCAGAACCAGACAACGACGCCUACCCGCGUUGCUCUUCCCGGCCCUGCAGCCCGGUCCACCACGAUAUGUAUACCAAGCUGUCAAGUCCUCCGCAUUCCAGCCCCGUGAGGCUGGGACCCUCGUACGUGCUGAAGAAAUCUCAGCUGCUGGCUACUGGAAAAAAGAAGAAAGAGCUGCGCUACCGUAGCGUCAUCUCCGACAUCUUUGACGGCUCCAUCCUCAGCCUCGUGCAAUGCCUCACCUGUGACCGAGUUUCCACCACCGUGGAGACCUUCCAGGAUCUGUCGCUGCCUAUCCCCGGGAAGGAAGACUUGGCUAAAUUGCAUUCAGCCAUUUACCAAAACGUGCCGGUCAAGACGGGAGCAUGUGGGGACAACUACGCCGCCUCACAGGGCUGGAUCGCCUUCAUCAUGGAGUACAUUCGCAGGUUUGUGGUGUCCUGCAUCCCCAGCUGGUUUUGGGGCCCCGUCGUUACCCUGGAAGACUGCCUUGCUGCCUUUUUCGCUGCAGAUGAGUUGAAAGGCGACAACAUGUACAGCUGUGAAAGAUGUAAAAAGUUGCGGAACGGAGUUAAGUACUGUAAAGUGCUGCAGUUGCCCGAGGUCCUCUGCAUCCACUUGAAACGUUUCCGGCACGAAGUCAUGUACUCCUUCAAAAUCAACAGCCACGUUUCCUUCCCCCUGGAAGGGCUGGACCUCCGGCCCUUCCUGGCCAAGGAGAGCAUCUCUAAAAUCACCACGUACGAUCUCCUCUCUGUGAUUUGCCACCACGGCACAGCAGGCAGUGGACAUUACAUUGCCUACUGCCAGAACAUGAUCAACGGCCAGUGGUACGAGUUCGACGACCAGUAUGUGACCGAAGUGCACGAAACAGUCGUGCAGAAUGCUGAGGCUUACGUCUUGUUUUAUCGAAAAAGCAGCGAGGAGGCUGUCCGGGAGCGCCAGAAAGUCGUCUCCUCGGCCACCAUGAAGGAACCCGGCCUGCUGCAGUUUUACAUCUCCCGGGAAUGGCUGAACAAAUUCAACACCUUCGCAGAGCCGGGACCCAUCACCAACUACACUUUCCUCUGUUCCCACGGAGGGAUUCCACCCAAUAAAUACCAUUAUAUUGACGAUCUCGUAGUGAUUCUUCCCCAGAAUGUUUGGGAAUACCUGUAUAACAGGUUUGGUGGGGGCCCAGCUGUGAAUCACCUCUACGUCUGUUCGGUGUGCCAGGUGGAGAUCGAAGCCCUGGCUAAGCGGAGGAAGAUGGAGAUCGAUACAUUCAUCAAGCUGAACAAAGCCUUCCAGGCAGAGGAGUGCCCGGUCGUCAUCUUCUGCAUCAGCAUGCAGUGGUUCCGCGAGUGGGAGGCCUUCGUCAAGGGCAAGGACAACGAGCCCCCGGGUCCGAUCGACAACAGCAAAAUCGCUGUGGCCAAAGGAGGCGGCUACAUGCAGGUCAAGCAGGGAGCCGAUUACGGGCAGAUCUCCGAGGAGACCUGGAUCUACUUGAGCACGCUCUACGGCGGAGGUCCCGAGAUCGCCAUCCGGCAAAACGUGGCACAGGUGCCGGAGGUGGAAAGCCUCCACGGAGAGCAGAAGAUCGAGGCUGAGACCAGAGCAAUUUAAAUGAUCACCACGUCCAGUUAGGUUGGCUUCCCCUUCAGCCUUCUCUUGUAUUUUGGAACUCAACGCACCUCCAGCCGCCGCCCUGCCCUGUCCCCAGCGAGUCUCACCACCGCUAGUUGCGACCAGUCUUAAUUUGAUGCUCUGCCGCUCCUCAUGUGUCACUUGGCAGGUGGCAGAGAGCACCUGGCAAGCCCAUUCUUGUCCCGGAUCGCCCAGGUCCAGUCAAGGAAGAGCAUCUUCAGAAAAGCUGCUUCUGUUCAGUUUGCUUCUUUCUCAUCCCAUCAUCUGCAGAAGCCGAGAAGAAGUUCUUCGGAGAGGUUCUGGUUGUCCUCGGGAGGAGUCGGCCACGCAGUUCCCAUCAAGUCACCUUGCUGGCCUUUUGUAACUGUGACUUUUGCUGUACUUGAAGUACCAAGAGUAGGUGCCCCAUUGUUUUGGUUCUCCUAUGUUUCUCUCCUGAAUUUUUACCUGGAUGGGGCCAGGACAAAUUUGGGCGUCACCUGGAAGGAACCUCGUCCGUUGAAAGGAACAUGCAGAGGACGGUCGGUUUGUUCUUUUGUGGCAUACAAUGGAUUUCCCCCCCUCACCUGCACGGAUGGAAAGGGGUCUUCAUAAUGGAGGGUGGAGCCCCACAUUCCCUUCUAUUUAUGUAUUUAUUUGCAAGGAGUGGAACAUCCUUGAUGACUCUUCUGGUCUCUGCCUGCCUCCACCCCCAGUAUUUCACGCGAGACAAGCACAGACAAACUGUUACUGAAAACAAAGGAUGCGCCCUGAGCAACGUCGACAAACUUGCUUGAAAUUUUAUCCAGCGGUUCCUUUUACACCCAAAUGCUUGUAUAGCCAGGAAUCCCAUAAACGCCUCUACGUCUCAGGGCGGAAAGAGAUCAUGCGCUAGGCCUGAGCAUGCUGGAAGGAUCAAGCGAGGAAGCGGGGCCCCCAUCCUCUGCGCAUCUGUACUGACAUUCACCCGGAUUCACUGGAAAAGUUCCUUUGUGGACUCGUUACUUUCUCACCUGGGCAGGCAACGUCUUGGGCAAGACGGAGCUAACCGUGUUUAUCCCAGCAGCCGGACAACCCCGCUUUGGACGUGAACCGAGAGCUGGUCUCUUGCACAUCUCUGCUUUUUGCUCGGACAGACCCCGCUUACUGAGUCUCGAGAGCGGAGAGGGGCGUCUUCCGGGAGCUGGACGGAUCUCACCGUUCCGGCGACCUACCGCUCGGCGCCUUUCUCCCCAGGCCCACCCACACAUGCGCCAUCUCACUUGACCCGGGUCGGAAUGGCUUUGCCCUAAACAAGCCAGUUCAUUUUUCUGGGCAGAGGGCUGGCAGCAAGCGGGGUGGGGGGAAUCAAGACGUGUAACGAAAGGCGUUCUCAUGAGAAGCUGCUCUGGGAGACGAGGCGUCGGUGGCAAAGGCUGAAUCGGAUCGCCGAGCAAGAGUGCACCCCUGCCAGGCUUCUCGGCCUCACUUGCACCUGCUGGAAGUGGAGAAGCGCCGUUGGGCAUGACCUGUUCUUGCUGUUUCUCACCGACCCCAGUGCUGCUGGGGCUGCUUUCUUCGUUGUCCUGCGUGCAUCCCCUUUGCAGAGGCCGAGCCUUCAGACGCUUCAUUCUGGUGCCCAAGAUUAUUUUUU